Pleurotus ostreatus (oyster mushroom) is the source of this 1734-nucleotide messenger RNA. RefSeq lists its product as uncharacterized. Gene Ontology annotation, molecular function: metallocarboxypeptidase activity. NCBI's taxonomy places the organism in Eukaryota, Fungi, Basidiomycota, Agaricomycetes, Agaricales, Pleurotaceae. Gene Ontology annotation, cellular component: fungal-type vacuole lumen. The record is from RefSeq and is a predicted model, not a curated record. The transcript has 15 exons. The coding region runs from base 1 to 1734 and encodes 577 amino acids.
AUGGGACAAACCACGAUCCUUGAAGGCGGCGAGCAGCUUGCUAGAGCCCGUAGCAAAUCCCGUCGUCUUCAUCUACUGCUAGUAGUUGUGUUCGUUGGGGCAUACUUUGCUGGCCACCGAUGCUGGCACCAUGCCUCGAUGAACCAAGCCCCCGUGUGCCCGCAGACCGAAGCUCUCGUCCCCACACAAAACCACGGACUAUGGUCAGAUAUCAGUGCCUUGAUAUCUACGGAUUCGUUCGAAAAGCAUGCAGCAGAGCUACUGGGCGGUGCAGUACGCGUGCGCGGAGAAACCUUCGAUUCCAUGGGUCCCGUUGGGGAGGAUCCAAGAUGGGAAGUGCAUUCCAAGUUCCACGAAUACCUCGCGCAGAACUUCCCUCAGAUUUACAAGGCUCUGAAGCUCGAGACCGUGAACACUUACGGUUUGCUGUAUACGUGGCAAGGCUCGGACACAUCGCUCAAACCGUUACUUAUGAUGGCCCACCUUGAUACUGUACCCGUAAACCCCGACACCAUAGAGUCUUGGACUCAUCCACCGUGGUCUGGUUAUUUUGAUGGUACUAGCAUUUGGGGGCGUGGUUCCUCUGACGACAAGAGUGGUCUUAUUGGGACAAUGACCGCCAUUGAACUCUUAUUGCAACGCGGGUUCCAACCCUCACGCACAGUCGUCCUUGCCUUUGGCUUUGACGAAGAAGCCGGUGGGGUCCAAGGGGCGGGUCAUAUUGCCCCCGUCCUGUUAGACCGUUAUGGCGAAGAUUCCUUCACGGCAAUCAUUGACGAAGGAGGAGGAUUCUCCGAAGAGUAUGGCACAACCUUCGCGGGCCCUGGAGUCGCUGAGAAAGGGUCUAUGAAUGUGGAUCUGGAAGUCACGGCACCAGGGGGACAUUCCUCUAUUCCUCCUAGCCACACAAGCAUCGGAAUGCUUGCCGCUGCUAUUGUAUACCUCGAGGAUCACCCCUUCGACGUGCAUCUAGACCGCAAAUCAACUAUCUAUGCCCGUUUACAAUGCGCGGCUCAACACGGCAAGGAAAUGGACCCAACGCUCCGGCACAAAAUUCGUCAAUCACUGAAAUCUGACAAGAAACUGCGCGAACUCGAGACCCUGCUAUUUGCCGAUUCAGUAGAGAAGAGUCUCGCGGGAACGACACAAGCUAUUGACCUCAUCAACGGCGGAGUUAAGUCCAAUGCGCUACCGGAACAAGCUCGCGCGGUCAUCAAUCACCGGAUUGACUCGAUGAGCUCAUCUAAUGUUGUCAAGGAACGCGACACCACGCUCCUCAAGGAAAUCGCCCAUAAGUUCAAUUUGAGUUACACGGCCUUUGGGCAUGAGAUCACUGAGAAAGAUGCGCCGUCUGCGGGAACGAUUAGCAUAUCCUCUCCUUUGGUUCUCGAGCCGGCGCCUGUCACUCCCAUUGUUAUGGAUAGGGCUACACCAUAUGGCAUCCUUAGUGGAUCUAUUCGAGCGACCUACGACGCCCGCCGGUCGCAGAAUAAUCAGAGCGGAGACAUAUUCGUUACUCCAGGAAUGCCAACCGGAAACACUGAUACACGCUACUACUGGGGUCUGACGAACCAUAUAUUCCGCUACACUCAUCAUGAUCUGGGUACCUCCAAUAAUCCUCUUGGAGGGGGAGUUCAUACAGUAAACGAGCACAUUGAGAUAUCGGCUUUCGUGGAGAUGAUCAGGUUCUAUGUGACUUUUAUCUUGAAUAUGCAAGAGUCUCUAGCUGUCUGA